Oldenlandia corymbosa var. corymbosa is the source of this 756-nucleotide messenger RNA. Lineage: Eukaryota; Viridiplantae; Streptophyta; Magnoliopsida; Gentianales; Rubiaceae. The record is from the annotation of a GenBank genome assembly.
AUGACCCAAGAAGAAGCCCUGUUGAUAGACUUCGCUCUCCUACAAAGACAAGAAGAAAUAGUUAAAUCAGGGAAACUCUUGUUUAAAUUUGGAAAAAUCGUUUGGGUAGACAUGACAGCUUUCUAUUCCAUGAGGGAAGGGACAUGGAUAGAAAACAGCAUCAUAGAUGCUUGGGCUGUCAUCCUAAACAAAGAAGAAGCUAAGAGUGACUCCCCAAGACGGAUAUUCUUUGGUGUUUCAUCAUUUGGCAGUAACAAAGAGGAAAUCGAGUUCACAUUCUAUGAGAGGUUGGGUCUUGAACUAGAAGAACAAGGCCUCACUGUAGCAUCCAUGUUAGCUGCAAAAGCUUUUCGGUUCUUCCAAAGCUACGUUGCAUGCGUGUUUCCACGCAUAGAACUGGUCAGUGCUCAGUACACCUUCACAGAGGUUACGCUACCAUCGCAUAAGGAGAAAACGCUGAAUGCGGAAGAUUGUGGAAUAUACACAAUGCACCACAUGUAUCGGUAUGAUGGUCAUGAGUACGAGGAUGGUACUACUUUGGAUUUCAACACAGGAAACAUCAAAGAGUACCAAUGGAAAUACAUGAUAAAAAUCCUUAUGCACCCAGCCAACAAAAAUAAGGACAAAAUCCUCGAAGCAAUGCACCAGUUCUAUACAAAUACUACUAAAGAAGAACAAAAAGAAAUUCCAGAUCAUGUUGAUUUGAGCAGCAAAUCUUACUACAAUGACAGAAAAAGUAAGAGAUGUGUUAAAUGA